Messenger RNA from Thunnus maccoyii (southern bluefin tuna), 1416 nucleotides. It is a transcript of the gene gemin2, whose product is annotated as gem (nuclear organelle) associated protein 2. NCBI's taxonomy places the organism in Eukaryota, Metazoa, Chordata, Actinopteri, Scombriformes, Scombridae. The record is from RefSeq and is a predicted model, not a curated record. The transcript has 10 exons. Gene Ontology annotation, biological process: spliceosomal snRNP assembly; spliceosomal complex assembly. Gene Ontology annotation, cellular component: nucleus; SMN complex; spliceosomal complex. Bases 161 to 958 code for a protein of 265 amino acids.
CCGCGUCUAUGUUUUUUUACUUUUACCUUACCAGCAAGAUGGCCGCCUAGUUCGAGUGUUGUUAAAACUUGGAUGUUUUGGUUGCCAGAAGACUUUUUCUGUUGUUAGACGGCACUUCAUUUGCAUGGUUUGAUAGAAAUUUGCUUCCAAGUGAUACAAAAUGAAGUCGGACGUGGAGGAGUUAAUGCCGAGGCUGCUGCCCAUUGAGUUUGGAGACAGUUCAACAGACGUGGACCUGAAAGCACCGCCGAGAAACCCCCAGGAAUAUCUCCGACAAGUGCAGCUGGAGGCAUCAUUGUGUCCAGAAGUGGUGGUUGCUCAGAUUGACCCCAAGAAGCUAAAGAAGAAACAAACAGUUAAUGCAUCUGUGGCGGGGUGCCACGCUGCUCCGGUGGGUUUCUCUCCCAGUCUCAGCUGGCAACAGCAGCAAGUCGGCCACUUCUCAGAUGUCAGACAGAGUAUCGCAAAGAACAGGAGACACUGGAGCAGCCAGAAUCUGGAUGACAAUGUGCUGAUGCCAAAGCUAACAGAUGAGGAGGGAUGGAAGAGAUUUUGUUUAGGAGAGAAGGUUUAUUUGGGCACUUCAUCCUGCCACACAGAUGCAGAACCAGAACCAGCACUGGACUACAGCAAGGUGGGCUUCCCUCCCUUCCUAAGCAUCGUCAGCAGACUCAACCAGUCUACAGUAUUGAUGGUGCUGGAUAUUCUUAUCAGUUGGUUUGAAGAACAAGACUUUGUUCCACAGUUGGGUCGCUGGUUAUAUGCAUUGUUAGCCUGCCUGGAGAAGCCUCUGCUGCCUGAAGCCCACUCCUCCAUCAGACAGCUGGCCAGGAGAUGUGCCCAGCUCCGCAGCACACUGGAGAGUCAGGAGGAUGAGAAAUUGCCUGCCCUGAACCUGAUUAUCUGUCUUGUUGCCAGAUACUUUGAGCAGAACGACCUGGCAGACCAGCCGGUGUGAACACUGUUCUAUUUAGUGACUGAUAUCAACAUGACAUUAAGGAGGAAUAUGCUGGAGGCCCUUGAUGCAACAUUCAGACAGCAGGCUCUACAGUCAAGCAACAAGAUCUAUCAAUGAAGUUUAUGGACAAUUAUGGAGACCCUUUACCAACCGAGUAAAAUCAGUAAACAGAAAUAAAACAUUUCCAAGGUCUCAGCAGUGCAAACAAUGAUGUGGGUCCUGCAGUUUUGGAUUAAAGUUGUGGACCGAAACCAAAGGGACUGAAUGAUGAACACACAACUUGUAUUAUUUGUAGUGAAUUCACUUACUUGAACUGAUCCCUGCUGAUAAACAUGGACGGCUGUCAGAGUUGUAGCACAUCCAAAAGCCUGUUACUAUGAAGUUUUUCUUCCUGUAAUUCAGUUCUGGGGUUAAAUCAAAUGCAGGAUUUGUCUAUUAAACUAUUGUGAUUUGUAAGA